AUGACCAAUCUUAGUGAAGGUGAAGUGGCAAACCAGUCCAGGGUGAAAACAAGCGACAGUAGUGUCAUUUUUCGACGAAAUCGUGCUCUGGGCUAUGUUAGCAAUCACAUCCCCGCAGUCGUUCGUUAUAUCCAAAGACGCAAAGAUAAUUUGAUAACAACAUGUAUUGGAAGAUCGUUCCAAGUGUACACGGCAAGUCAUUUUCGACUACUCCAUGUAGGUGGCCAGCAUCCCGAUGAUAUCACAGCAAUGGCCACAGAUCGUUGGCACAUCUAUACGGCCAGUAACAAAUGCAUAUACGCCUGGCGAGCUGGCAAACAUGUGCGACACAUUUACAGGGGUCACAGCAAGAAUGUCCAUUUGUUGCUGCCUUUUAAUCGUCAUCUGAUUGCCGUGGACGAAGCCAAUGUACUGAAGGUUUGGGAUAUUAGGGAUGAGGAGGUGUAUUUGGAAAUACCCUUUAAACCGGAAGAAUUUUUGGUCACAGCUGUGGCCCAUCCUCCGACGUAUUUGAAUAAAAUAGUGUUGGGUUCCAAGCAGGGUCAAAUACAAAUAUGGAAUAUUAAGGACAAUCGUUUGGUAUACACAUUCAAUGGCCAUGCCAGCAGGGUUACUUGCAUUGAACCAGCUCCCGCCAUAGACGUUGUAGCGGUGGGUCAUCAGGACGGUACAACAACAGUGCUGAAUUUGAAAUAUGACGAAAUUCUUAUGGAGUUCAAACAAGAUUGGGGAGCUGUUUCGAAAAUAACAUUUAGAACAGAUGGACCACCGAUCAUGGCGACAGCCAGCACCAACGGAUAUGUGGCAUUUUGGAAUUUAGAGGAGAAAAAGAUUGCCAGUCAAUUGCAGGCUCACGAGGACUCUGUUACUACGGCCAUUUGUCUACCAAAUGAACCAUUGAUUCUCACAACUUCGCCUGAUAAUUCAAUGAAAUUGUGGAUAUUUGAUAUGACCGAUGGAGGGGCACGAAUGCUGCGCAUACGUGAGGGUCAUACAGCUCCGCCAUUGUGCAUACGUUACCACGGCAUGAAUGGACAAACGAUUUUAUCGUCUGGUGAAGACAGUUCUCUGAGGUCGUUUAGCACUAUAUCGGAAACUCUUAACAAAAGUUUAGGCAAAGCUAGUUAUAAUAGGAAAACAUCAAAGAAGAAGAAUCGAUUUGAAGAGGAUAGCCAUCGUAUGCCUCCCAUUGUAGAAUUUACCACCGAAUUGACACGCGAAAAGGAGUGGGACAACAUUGCGGCUAUUCACAGCGGAACCAUACAAACAACAACAUGGUCCUUCCACAAAAAUCGUAUGGGCGAACAUCGUCUGAUACCCGCUCAAUUUACAAAUAAGAAUCGUCAAGACUUCAGAACGGAAACCACAUGCGUUACAUUGACACAUUGUGGUAAUUUUGUUAUAAUUGGUUAUUCUAAUGGUGAAGUGGAAAGAUUCAAUAUACAAUCAGGAAUUCAUAGAGCCAGCUAUGGCAAACCGGCCCACUCGGCAGCCAUACGGGGAAUUGCAUGCGAUAACUUGAGUCAAGUUGUGGUAACUGGUUGCAGUGCAGGCCACUUGAAAUUCUGGCAUUUCAAAGAUAAAGUUGAGAAACCCUUUGCCGUAAAGAAACUAACAGAGGGCAUUGUAUUGAUGCGUUGCCAUCGUGAGAGUGCCAUGAUAGGAAUUGCUUUGGAAAAUUUUGUUUUAUUGGUGCUGGAUAUGGAUACCAAAGUUAUUAUACGUAAAUUCGAAGGCCAUUCCGCCAAGAUUAAUGAUGUCGCCUUCAGUCCAGAUAGUCGUUGGCUUAUUUCCGCAUCCAUGGAUGCCACUAUCAAAGUUUGGGAUAUACCUUCUUCAUACAUGAUCGAUCAUUUCCGUGUAGAGAAACCUUGUGUCUCGCUCACCAUGUCUCCCACUGGAGAUUUUCUAGCCACUGCUCAUGUCAACAAUUUGGGUGUUUAUUUGUGGGCCAACAAAAUGCUAUUCAACCAGAUUUCUUUGCGUUCCAUUAAUCCAAACUCGGUGGCACCAUUUGUGGGUCUACCCACAAACAUGGCGGAUCAAUUGAGUCUCGAAGAAGCCGUUGAAGAAUUGUCAAUGGAUGUGGACGACGAUGAGGAGAAGGACGACGAAACUUUGGGCGAUGAGGUUAACUUAAAUUAUGAAACACCUGAACAGCUAUCAAAGGAUUUGAUUACCAUGUCAGGUGUUGCAGUGUCCAGAUGGCAAAAUCUAUUGGAUUUGGAAAUUAUUAAGAAACGCAAUAAGCCAAAAGCUCCACCUAAAGCACCCAAACAGGCACCAUUCUUUUUACCAACGGUUGCUGGUUUAGAAAUGAAAUUCGAUGUUUCCAAUGCCAAAACAGACGAAGAUUCAGAAUCGAGAGUAUUCAAAACGACAAAUCUUAGCAACCUUACAGCUUUUGGAAAACUUUUAGAGGAAACAGCCAGCACCGAGGAUUAUGAAAAAUGUGUGAUUUUCCUUAAACAAAUAGGUCCUUCCAUGGUCGACUUUGAAGUAAAAUCUUUACAUCCAAUCGGUGGAGGAACUGUCAAGGCAAUGAUACAGUUCUUGAAAACACUGAAAUAUAUGUUCGAAUCAAACAAUAACUUUGAAUUAGCCCAAUCAUAUCUUAGUGUAUUUUUACGUUCACAUAGUACGGGACUAAUAGAAUUCCCCGGCGUAAUUAGCACCUUGGAGGAUGUGUCUGUAGUACAGGAGAGUUCAUGGCAAAAAAUUGAACAAAAUCUUAUGUACGGUAUGGGUGUAGUGGCGGCGCUGAGAAAUUUCGUUCAAUAAAUAUGAAGAUCACUUUU
Musca vetustissima is the source of this 2798-nucleotide messenger RNA. Its product is annotated as WD repeat-containing protein 36. The transcript is spliced from 4 exons. Lineage: Eukaryota; Metazoa; Arthropoda; Insecta; Diptera; Muscidae. Bases 1 to 2781 code for a protein of 926 amino acids. Gene Ontology annotation, biological process: rRNA processing. The record is from RefSeq and is a predicted model, not a curated record. Gene Ontology annotation, molecular function: protein binding. Gene Ontology annotation, cellular component: Pwp2p-containing subcomplex of 90S preribosome; small-subunit processome.